AGCAGUGGUCCUUCCACCAGAAGCCCAGGGUGAGGACAGAGAUGGCGCUGAGCCUGGAGUCUACAAGCUUCCCCAUGCUGGCCGUGUCCAGAAGCACUGCGUCUGAGCUUCCUGGUGGCUUUAAUGUGUCCCACAACAGUUCCUGGACUGGCCCAACAGAUCCCAGCUCCCUGCAAGACCUUGUGGCCACCGGUGUCAUCGGGGCAGUGCUCUCAACCAUGGGUGUGGUGGGCGUGGUGGGCAAUGUGUACACUCUGGUGGUCAUGUGCCGAUUUCUGCGUGCCUCGGCCUCCAUGUACGUCUAUGUGGUCAACCUGGCCCUGGCUGACCUGCUGUAUCUGCUGAGCAUUCCCUUCAUCGUAGCCACCUACGUCACUAAGGACUGGCACUUCGGGGACGUGGGCUGCCGAGUUCUCUUUAGCCUGGACUUCCUGACAAUGCAUGCCAGCAUCUUCACCCUGACCAUAAUGAGCAGUGAACGCUAUGCAGCAGUACUGAGGCCCCUGGACACCGUCCAGCGCUCCAAGGGUUACCGUAAGCUGUUGGCGCUGGGCACCUGGUUGCUGGCACUGCUGCUGACCUUACCCAUGAUGCUUGCCAUCCGGCUGGUCCGUAGGGGCUCUAAGAGCCUCUGCCUGCCAGCCUGGGGCCCUCGUGCCCACCGUACCUACCUGACGCUGCUCUUUGGGACCAGCAUUGUGGGGCCUGGCCUGGUCAUUGGGCUGCUCUAUAUCCGUCUGGCCAGGGCCUAUUGGCUAUCCCAGCAAGCUUCCUUCAAGCAGACACGGCGGCUGCCCAACCCCAGGGUUCUCUACCUCAUCCUUGGUAUCGUCCUUCUCUUCUGGGCAUGCUUUCUGCCCUUCUGGCUAUGGCAGCUGCUGGCCCAGUACCACCAGGCCAUGCCACUGACACCCGAGACUGCACGCAUCAUCAACUACCUGACUGCCUGCCUCACUUACGGCAACAGCUGCAUCAAUCCCUUCCUCUACACUCUGCUCACCAAGAACUACCGUGAGUACCUGCGUGGCCGCCAGCGGUCACUGGGUAGCAGUUGCCGUGGCCCAGGGAGUGCUGGCAGCUUCCUGUCCAGCCGUGUCCACCUCCAGCAGGACUCGGGCCGCUCACUGUCCUCCAACAGCCAACAGGCCACAGAGACCCUCGUGCUGUCUCCAGUUCCCCCUAAUGGGGCCUUUGUGUGAGAGUGCUUUGUGUGACCCUGCGGGUAGGAAAGGACCCAAAGGCAGGCCACUCAGGAACCCAUUCCCAGAAUCCCCUACUCAAACCUAACUCACUUGUCUGUCUUCUUGUGGAAAGUCCCCUCUUCUCUGUUGUUCUCAUCAGCUCUAUCAGAGCCUUUCCUAUGAUGCCAAUACAUUCCUGCUUCAAACCAGUCUCUGAGGGGCUUCAGAAGCUGUGGCCCAGACCCUCUUCUGAAGACCCUGGUGUGCUGAGUCAUGUAAGGCCUAAUUACCCAGAGCAGCUAGUACCAGGCUGUAACCUGACCUUUGAUGUAAGCCCUUCCAGCCUGAGGACCCUCCCCCAUUGGUUGGUAAGGGGCCUGCAGGCAUCUCUACCCUCUCUCUCCCCAUCCAUUCCACGGUAGCUUCUUGCUCCCAUAUGCACAUGGAACAAUAAACCCUGUUCUCUGAAGUGUGUCCUGCCUCAGUGUUGGGGGUGGAAGUUGGGGUGGGAUGGGGGUCCUG
This is a messenger RNA of Mus musculus (house mouse), 1703 nucleotides long. It is a transcript of the gene Uts2r, whose product is annotated as urotensin 2 receptor. The record is from RefSeq and is marked provisional. The coding region runs from base 42 to 1199 and encodes 385 amino acids. Gene Ontology annotation, molecular function: G protein-coupled receptor activity; urotensin II receptor activity. Gene Ontology annotation, cellular component: plasma membrane; membrane. The transcript has a single exon. NCBI's taxonomy places the organism in Eukaryota, Metazoa, Chordata, Mammalia, Rodentia, Muridae. Gene Ontology annotation, biological process: G protein-coupled receptor signaling pathway; blood circulation; regulation of blood pressure.